AUGGGCGACUACGAGCGUCGGAACUACAAUUCCCGCGGGGGUGGUGGUCGCAAGCGCCGUUACAGAGACGAUGAUGACUAUGAUCGUCGCCAAUCACGACCCAGAUACGAAGAGCCGCUGUUUGUUAAGGUUCGCCGACAGCUAUUGACAAUUGCCGAAUCGGCUGCUCGCCGCGUCGAAGAUGAUAUUAUGGGAAUUGCGAAAAGCGUGGCAGAGCACUACGAUGACGAGGAGCUGCGUGAGACCUACGUGAACAUUUCAUUGGAUCUUGUUCUUGAACAGCCCAUGAAAAUCCCUUUCGUCGCCGCCACAGCCUUGGUCGCAUACAAUCUCAAAACAGAACUCGGAGCGGAACUGCUGCAGAAGACUGGCGAGAGUCUGCAGAAAUACGUUGAUCAGGGAGCAUGGCGCGAGGUCAAGCUACUCCUUCGUUUCUUGGGUAGCUUGCAGCCUCUCUUUGAGGGUGAUGGUAUCUUCCCGGUGCUGGAUGAGCUAUUUGCGCGCGCAGUUGAUCUCCAGACUGCAUCCUCCGAAGACUUGAUCGGUAUGGAACUUGUCAAGGUCAUUCUAUUUGUUAUUCCCUAUGUGAUGUCUUCGCCUGCCUCUGGCUUUGAGGUGCAGGCUUCUGCGCUUCUUGAAAAGACAGGAAUUAUCGCUUCCACUCCCCACGCUCUCGUGGAGUUGGUGAAAUCUUUUAACCCCAAUGAAGAGAGCUCGGAAACGGAGCCCAAUGUCAUCAGUCUCAUGCAGACUCAGCUUCAAGGCGAGGCCAACCAGGGCUGGGCAUUGAAAUGUCUCCCCCGACCCUGGAAGGGAGUACAAGAAAUUGAAAAGGUUGAGGAUGGUCUGAAGCUAUUCGAACCCGUGAACAAGAUCCCCUUCCCGCAGAUCAACAUUCCGAGCCCCGUCCCGAACGGACCUCGCACUCUCUUCCCAGAGGUUUAUCUCUCCGUUUAUGCUGACCAAGAGAUCGACACCGUGCCCUCCACAUCGGAUAUUGCUUCAUCUCUCCUACGAGAUGCUCUAGUCGAUACCAUCAACCUGCUAGAUUUCAACCGCGUUGCCGUUGCCAAAUACUUGAUUGAUGUCGAUUGUUACUUCACCCCUUACACCUUCGUCAAGCGAGCCACGCCUUUCGACCGAAUGCGUGAUCUGGUGAAGGAAGGCCAGGCAUGGAAGUCCGAGGAUGUGGCAGUCGAUGCUGUUUUGUCCCUGCUAUAUCAACUCCCAGCUCCAGCGCACAAGCUCGUUUAUUAUCAUGCUCUUCUGACCGAGUGUUGCAAGAUCGCCCCGGCGGCAAUUGCGCCCAGUCUUGGUCGUGCAAUUCGAUUCUUGUAUAACAAUCUCGAGACAAUGGAUCUCGAGCUGAGCAGCCGCUUCUUGGAUUGGUUUGCUCAUCAUCUGAGCAAUUUUGGCUUCACUUGGAAAUGGAGCGAGUGGGUUGAUGAUCUUGAUCUCCCGACCAUCCAUCCGAAGAUGGCAUUUAUCCUUGGCGCGUUGGACAAGGAAAUUCGACUCAGCUUUGCGCAGCGCAUCAAGGGUACCAUCCCGGAGCCAUAUCUGCCAUUGAUCACCGAGGGCAAGGAGAAGGAUACGCCUGACUUUAAGUACUCGGUUGAGACUACUCCCUACUCUAAGGAAGGACAGGAAAUUAUGCUGCUGAUCCGCAAGAAGGCGAGCGAUGAGGAACUCCAGCCCUUGAUUGACGCUAUCGAGCAGCAGGCCCAAAGCGCGGGAGCUAAAGAUCCCAAGGUUGUCUCGACGGAUGCCUUGGUAACCUCGAUCUGCUUUGUAGGAUCCAAGUCGCUCUCGCACGUCCUCUCCUGCAUUGAGCGUAUCAAAGAGCGACUAUUGGCUAUAGGCCCGGCGUCAGAAAAAGCCCGUCUCCAAAUCAUCACCUCGGUGAUGGAGUACUGGGUCGACCAGCCCGGUAUCGCCAUCAACAUCAUCGACAAGCUGCUGAACUACACCAUUAUUAGCCCUCUGUCCGUCAUCGAAUGGGUCCUGACCGAGUCCAUUGCCUCCGGGACUAUUCUGGGCAAGACGCACAUCUUCGAGAUGGUCUCGGCGACCGUUGGCAAAGUCACUAAUCGCAUGCGACAGAUCGUCAGCGCCCGCAUCCAGCCCGGCCUCUACGAGCCCCAGUUGAGUGCACUUGAAGAGACACUCGCGCGUGAGCGGGCUGACAUGCAAACUCUCUUCCAAUACAUCGAGGAUUCGAUCCUAUCCGUUGCCGCCGGCAGCAACGACGAGCUCAUGGAGCGUGGCGAUGGCAGCGGUGAUCAGCCUGAAGAUGCCAUCAUCCGCCAAUGGGGUCAGCGCUGGCUCCGGGUGUUCCGUCGCAAGAUGGCUGUCGAGGAGUCUUUCAUCGCUGACGCCCUUGUUAACGCUGCUCCUGUUGGCACAACUGCGCCUGUCGAAGCUUCUGCGGAUGGGGAUAUUCGGGUCACUGAUGCCACGCAAUAA
Penicillium taxi is the source of this 2466-nucleotide messenger RNA. Its product is annotated as NCBP1 family protein. Gene Ontology annotation, biological process: nuclear-transcribed mRNA catabolic process, nonsense-mediated decay; mRNA export from nucleus. Gene Ontology annotation, molecular function: mRNA binding; RNA cap binding. Gene Ontology annotation, cellular component: nuclear cap binding complex; nucleus. Lineage: Eukaryota; Fungi; Ascomycota; Eurotiomycetes; Eurotiales; Aspergillaceae. Bases 1 to 2466 code for a protein of 821 amino acids. The transcript is spliced from 6 exons. The record is from RefSeq and is a predicted model, not a curated record.